Molecule: messenger RNA, 2197 nt
Organism: Lactuca saligna
Lineage: Eukaryota; Viridiplantae; Streptophyta; Magnoliopsida; Asterales; Asteraceae
Source: the annotation of a GenBank genome assembly
AAUAUCCCUACUUAUUUUUUAUUCUUUAUUUUUAUAGAAGAUCAAUUGUUUAUAUCUUACCUUUCUCAUAUCUCAUUCAUACGAACCCAAUUAUUGUUAUUGGGACACUCUGAUUCACGAGUUUAUGAACUUGGAAGGAUCCAACAAUAAAAUAAACCUGAAAGAUUAUUUUUAGAAAGUUGGUAAGAAAGAGAAAAGGGACCAAAGUAAAAUAAGAACAAGAACUUAUUAAACAAUUGAGCAAAAUGGACAUGUGAAAAAGUAAAGAAUGAAAAUUUUUAAACAAAAAUAAACAUUUGGAUAUAUUUUGGGUAUAAACGUUUGCAUUGGGAAAGAGAAAAUUUAAUCCGAGGGAGGGUACAUCCACCAUUGCCGACAAAUUCUAUAUCUCGUGGUCGUCUUCCUCCUUUUGCUCGUUUCUUCUUCUGUAAAUCUUCCUCUGGUCGUUAAAUUUCUGAGCUUGCAAGCCAAUUCAUACGUACAUAGAAGAAUGGUUAUUCGGGUUUCAUUGGGUUCAGCAUAGAAGUUUUGUUCUAUUGUUUUCUUUACUGGAAGAGGGAAGAUGAAGAUGAGUAUGAAGACAUGGAUGAGAAAACCAGUUCUAGUGUUGCUUUUUGUAACGGUUAUUGCCCCCAUUAUUCUUUACACUGAUAGACUCGCUACAUUUUCUUCCUUUUCUAUAGAUGAAUACGUUUCGGAGCCCUCAACACUUUCGCUGAAUCGUGAUGUCAGGUCCCGAAAUUUACUUCCUCAGGAGUUAUCUGCAGCAAAAGAAGAGACAGCGAGUGAUGUUUAUUUGGGAAAAUCGACUAGAUCUAUUCAACUUCUUGACGGUGAAAGGUCCAGGAAAACUAGACAGCUUAAUGAAGAAUCGAAGGAACAUGACGCAAUUGUCAUCAGGCAAGUGACACGAGGAUUCCACGAAGCUGAUCACAGUGACAACAGACAUGAAUCGACUGAAAACCAGAAGUUGAAGGCGUCUGAGCAUAAAUUGUUAUCCACUGAAGCUGAAACUAUACAAGAGGGAAAUUCCAUCAAACCUGGAAAAACAAAAAGCAAGAAAGCAGAUGAACAUGUUUUAACAGAUACCCGUGUUAAGUAUCUGAAGGAUCAGUUGAUUAGGGCAAGACUUUACCUUUCCCUUUCAGCAACAAGAAGCAAUACUCAAUUUAUUAGGGAACUUCGGUUGCGUAUGAAGGAACUCCAAAGAGCACUUGGCGAUGCAACAAAGGAUGCAGAUCUACCAAAGAAUGCGAAUGAGAAGCUGAAAGCAAUGGAGCAGACACUGGCGAAAGGGAAGCAAAUACAGGACGACUGCACUGCGGUUGUGAAGAAACUGCGUGCCAUAAUUCACUCUACAGAAGAACAGCUGCGGGUCCACAAGAAACAGGCCUUGUUUCUGACUCAUUUAACCGCCAAAACUGUUCCAAAGGGUCUCCAUUGUCUUCCCUUACGCCUUUCAACCGAAUACUAUUCUCUUCAUUCUUCUGCCCAACAAUUCCCAAAUCAACAAAACCUGCAUCACCCCGACCUCUUCCACUACGCAUUGUUUUCGGAUAAUGUUUUGGCUGCUGCUGUAGUUGUCAACUCAACCGUUUCCAAUGCAAAGGAUCCUUCAAAACAUGUGUUCCACAUUGUGACAGAUAGGCUGAAUUACGCAGCAAUGAGAAUGUGGUUUCUUGCAAAUCCAGCUGGCAACGCCACAAUCCAAGUUCAAAACAUCGAGGAAUUCACAUGGCUGAAUGCAAGUUACAGCCCUGUCUUAAAGCAGUUGGGUUCACAGAACAUGAUCGAUUAUUACUUCAAAACACGAAAAUCCGAGUCCGAUUCAAAUCUCAAAUUCAGAAAUCCAAAGUAUCUGUCAAUCAUGAAUCAUCUCCGGUUUUACCUUGCGGAGAUAUUCCCGAAGCUUAGUAAAGUGGUGUUCUUGGAUGAUGAUAUUGUGGUUCAAAAAGAUCUAACUGGUCUUUGGUCUAUGGAUUUGAAAGGGAAGGUGAUCGGUGCUGUUGAGACGUGUGGGGAGAACUUCCAUCGGUUUGAUCGAUACCUCAACUUCUCAAAUCCUCUGAUUGCUACAAAUUUCGAUCCGCGUGCGUGUGGAUGGGCGUAUGGAAUGAAUGUAUUUGAUUUGGAGGAAUGGAGGAAGCAAAACAUCACUCAGGUUUAUCACUCGUGGCAAAAGUUGGUAAGUGUUUGA